CAAUGCCGCCAAAACAAUUGUCUGGUGCUGCGAAAAAAAGGAAGAGAAAGCAAGAUGAAAAGAUUAGGGAAUCGCAAAGAGGCGAUUUGAAUAAGUAUUUUCCAGUUAAAAGUAAUGUUGAUGUCAACAACAAUAAUCAGAGGCCAAUAUCUGAUCCGGGACAAGCUGAUGAGGAUAAUACAGAUGAAGAUGUUGAGGUCCAUGAACAGUCCUGAAAUAAUAAUGAUGAUGAUAAUGUUAAUGAGGACAAUAUGGAGGAAGAAAAUUUUCAGCCUUCAUCUAAUCCUAAUGGUGAUGAUCAAGAUGAUUCUCUUUUAUCUAUGUAUGAUCCAAGAACAUGGGAUAAUCUUGACAACUCCAAACGGGAUAUAUUGAUUGAAAAGGGGCCUCUCAGAGAACCGAAUCUACAAUUCCGUAAGAAUGCCGAUGGUAGACAUUUUUCUUAUGAUUAUUACUCCAGAAAGUUAGCUAACAAUGAGGUUGUUGACCGAAAAUGGUUGGUUUACUCAAAAGCGGUGGAUAAAGUUUAUUGUUUUUGCUGCAAGUUGUUCAAAUCAAAUCAGACCAAGUACUCUUUGCUAGCAUUUGAUGGUUUGAGUGAUUGGAAGCGUCUUAGUCCGAGACUCAAAGAACAUGAGAGAAGCGUCGAGCAUUUUACAAACAUGAAUACAUGGAAUGAACUAAGGUCGAGAUUGAGGAAAAAUAAAACGAUUGAUGAUGAUAUGCAACGAGAGAUUGCAAAGGAAAAGGAGCGUUGGAGACAGGUAUUGCAAAGAAUAAUUUCAGCAGUCAAGUUUCUUGCAAAACGUAAUUUGGCAUUUCGAGGAACAAUUGAGAAGUUGUAUCAUGAUAGUAAUGGCAAUUUUCUAGGCACUAUUGAAAUGAUUGCUGAAUUUGAUCCUGUGAUGCAAGAACAUAUUAGGCGCAUUCAAAAUAAUGAAAUUCAUCAUCAUUAUCUUGGCCACCGUAUUCAGAAUGAGUUGAUCUCACUCCUCGCCGAUGCCGUGAAAAAGGUUAUCUUAAAGCUCAUCAAGGAUGCAAAGUACUUCUCUGUUAUCUUGGAAUGUACCCCGGAUGUUAGUCAUGAAGAGCAAAUGACACUCAUUGUGCGUUGUGUCAACCUAUCAAGUAACAUUCCGAGAGUGGAAGAGUUUUUCCUAGAGUUCUUGAAGGUUGAUGACACAUCAGGUUUGGGGCUUUUUAAUGUACUGCUGGAUACACUUGAUUCUCUUGAUUUGGAUGUUGCUAAUGUGAGAGGGCAAGGUUAUGAUAAUGGUUCCAACAUGAAAGGAAAAAAUCAAGGUGUCCAGAAUCGUAUGGACAUAGAACCAAUAUUUCGUAUAAAACUUCAAAGUAAAAGGAAGAGGCAUUUUGAUGAAAUCAAUGAUGAUGAGGAAGAACUACAACUAUCUGCUAUUGAAUCCUUCAGAGUUAAUUACUUUCUUGUAGUUGUUGAUGCUGCAAUUGCUUCACUGGAGGAUCGGUUUGAGCAGUUGAACGCGUUUGCAAAGGUGUUUGGUUUCUUAUUCAACUCAAAAAAUCUGAAGUCCUUGGAUGAUAGUAAUCUGCAAAAUAAUUGCACUACUUUUGCACAAACUUUUACUCAUAAUAAGGCGUGUGAUGUUGAUCUUGAUGAUUUUGUUUCUGAGUUAAAGGUUCUCCAAGUAACAUUGCCAGAUGAUUUGUCAGCGCUUGAGAUUCUUCAGUUCGUUACAACUGCUGAUUGCUAUCCAAAUGUGUCAGUUGCAUAUCGCAUCCUCUUGACUAUACCUGUGAUUGUAGCCUCAGCUGAAAGAAGUUUCUCUCAACUGAAGCUACUAAAAAUAUUGUUUGAGGUCAACUAUGUUACAAGAUAG
Molecule: messenger RNA, 1856 nt
Organism: Lolium perenne
Lineage: Eukaryota; Viridiplantae; Streptophyta; Magnoliopsida; Poales; Poaceae
Source: RefSeq, a predicted model, not a curated record